AUGAGUCGUCGUAGUGCAAAACGUCCACGUUUUAGUGUUGGUGGUCAACCCGUAUUUGAAAAUGAAGAUUCAUCAAAUCAUUCUGGUCUUGCUGUAAUUGAUUAUGAUGAUAAUUCAUUAUCACAACAACCUGAAACAUCAACAAAUAGUUCUGAUCAACAUCAUUUUCCUCAACAUCAAUUUGUUCCUGAACGAACAAAAUCAUUAAUUCAACGAUCAACAAUAAAAUAUUCAAAUGAUGAUAAUACAAAUUUAAAUGCAUGUCUUGAUCAUCUUUUACGUUUACUAUCACGUAAAGAUAAAGAAGGUUUUUUUCAAUAUCCUAUUACUGAUCAACUUGCACCUGGUUAUUCACAAAUAAUUAUUCGUCCAAUGGAUUUUUUUACAAUGAAAAAAAAAAUUAAUCAAGAUGAAUAUUUAAAUAUUCUUGAAUUUCGUUCUGAUUUUGAACUUAUGUGUGAUAAUGCUAUGAAAUAUAAUCGUCCAGAUACAAUUUAUUGGCAAGCAGCUAAAAAAUUGUUAACAACAGGUCAUAAAUUAAUGAAUAAAGAUAAAUUAUUAAAUUUUCGUCGUACAAUUGAAUGUUUUUCACGUUUAACUGAACGUGAAUUUGGUUUUCGUAUUGAUACAAUAAAUCAUACAAAUGAUGAACAAUUAAUAAAUUCAAAUGAACAAAUUGAUACAACAUUAAAUGAUAAUGAUAAUUUAAUUAAUCAAACAAAUAUACAACGUAAAACAAAAUUAAUUUUAAAAUUACCAAGAUAUUAUGAAAAAUUAUCAACAUUACUUGUUGAUGAAGAAGAUGAUGAUGAAUUAUCACCAGAAGAAAUACUUUCUCAAGCACAACAAGCUGGUCAAUGUGCACGUGAAAAAUUAAGUUUACGUCGUCCUAUUUCAGCAUAUAAACUUUCAUAUCAACGUAUAAAUGGUACAACAUCAUUACGUUUUAUAAAUCAAGAUGAUUUAUCUCAACAACAAUCUCAAACACGUACAAUAACAAUUGGUGAAUUAAGUAAUAUGCCAUCAAGUGCUGGUGGUCCAUCAGCUAAUGCAUAUCAUCCACAUCCAAUACCAAUUGUAAAUGAAAGUGAAAAACGUAAUCAUUUAUUACCAAGAUAUUUUCUUGAUUAUGGACCAUUUUCAUCACAUGCACCACAAUAUGAUACAUCAUUUACUUCAAUAUCAAAAGAUGAACUUGAUUUAUUAAUACAUACAUAUGGAAGUGAAUUUUCUGCACAAUAUGCUAUUUCAUUAAUUGAUUAUGUUAAAGAUACAGGAGAUUUAGCUUUAACUUAUGUUGAUCGAUUUUUAUCAACAUUAACAAAUGGUAGACAUGAUAAUUUAAAUAUGAAACAAGGAAAACAAACGAAUGAGAUUUCAUCUAAUGAACAACAAUUAAAUAAUUCAAAUCAUAUUACAACAUCAGAUACAAUUAAAUUAGAAUCAAAUAUAAAUUCUAAUGAUAAUAUUCAACAUCAAUUAGAUAUGAAAUUAGACGAAAAUGCUAAAUUACUUGUUCAAUUACGUCAAGCACAAUAUGAUCGUUUAUGUCAACCAUCAAAUAAAAUUCAUCAAAUAAUAUCUUCGUCUCAACAACAACAACAACAACAACAACAACCAAAUGAACCUCUUAAUGAAAAUGAUUUAGCUGAAAAAGUUCUUUAUAAUCUCAAUGAUAUGACACAUAUGUCAUCAAAUGGUCCUGAACAAGUCAUAUCACCUGAAGCAAUUCGUCAUAAUCUUGGUAUUAUUAUUCAUAAUGAAUCCCCAAACAUUGAUGAAUUGUAA
This is a messenger RNA of Rotaria sordida, 1788 nucleotides long. The record is from the annotation of a GenBank genome assembly. NCBI's taxonomy places the organism in Eukaryota, Metazoa, Rotifera, Eurotatoria, Philodinida, Philodinidae.